CCCUAUAUACUGUCCGGCUUACAAGUGUCUAACAGUUCCACUCACGUUUGUACAUCGGUAGGCGAAAUUUCUUGGUUCCCACAGCAUUAUUGAUUUUGUGCAUCUCACCAUGGAGAGCAAGGAAACAAGAUUAUUCACUUUGCUGGCUGACGCCAAUCCAGACCUGGACGAAAUAAGAGAUUUAUUAGAAGAUGAUGACGUCAACAUCAACUGUGUCAAUCGGCAAGGUCUGAAUUUACUCCUCCAGCUAGUCAAGCGUCCAAAAGGUGAAAACAUGUUGGAAUUAGUUAACGUCUUGAUUGAGCGCGGAAUUCAAAUCAACUUCAAGGAUCCCGAAGAGAAGAAGAAUGUUCUUCAUUAUCUCUGCACCAGUUACUUUCAAGAUGAUAUGAUAGACAUCAUCAAACUCUUCAUUCGACACCAAAUCGAUCUCAAUUGCAUUGACGACUACGGAGAGAAUGCGCUUUUCUACUUGUGCGCUAAUUAUUCAAAUGACAAUUUGGACCAGGUAAUGAAAUUCUUGAUUGACAAUGGAUUACAGGUCAAUUGCCAGAGUGAACACAACAGGAACCUCCUUCACCUCUUGUGCAACUAUUACGAAAAGGAAAAUCUAAUCAAAGUAGUUCGCCUUUUGCUGGACAGCGGAAUCGAAGUGAAUUCCACCACGAAAUGCGGCCGGAACGCCCUGCAUCUCUUGUGCGAAUAUUACCAACAGGACAAUUUGGUGGACAUUGCUCAACUCUUGCUGGACAAUGGAAUCCAAGUGGAAGAGGACAAAUGGAACGCCUUACACCUGGCUUGCCGAUUUUAUAGUAGAGACAAUCUCAUCUCUUUAGUCAAACUAUUGAUCGAUAAGGUGGAGGACGUGAACUACCGGGACAGCGACGGGAGAAACGCCCUCCACAUUUUGUGCCGGAGUUAUUCCAAGUCAAAUUUGAUAGACAUUAUCGAACUGUUGAUCGAAAAUGGCAUCGACAUCCACUGCAAAGACAAGGACGGAUGGAAUGCCUUCCUCAUUGUUUGCCGGACAUAUUCCAAACGAAAUCUAAUCGACAUGGUCCAACUUUUCGUUCGCCACAAAGCGGACGUCAACAGCACAGACAGAGACGGAAACAACGCUGUUAAUGGCUUGUGUUUGAAUUAUUUCCAAGAGAAUUUAACCGACGUAAUUCAGGUGUUGCUCGAAGCGGGAACUGAUAUCAACUGCCGGAACAACAGCGGAAUAAACGCUCUACUCUAUUUGUGCAAAAACCAGAAAAACCAACUGAUUGAAAAAAUUCAUUUCUUGAUGGACAAACGGAUCGACGUGCAUUGCAAGGACAACGACAGAGCCAACGUCCUUCAUUAUCUGUGUCGCUAUUAUCCCAAAGAUGAUCUGUACGAAAUUGUCAAAUAUCUAAUUAAAAAAAGGGAAGUCGACAAGGAGUUCCAUGAUAGUGACGGGUGGUUGGCUCUUCACUAUUUGUGUCGCUAUUACAACGGAGGAAAUAUGCUCCAAAUAAUUCAGCUGUUUAAACCCCGCCGAGGUCCGAUUUCGAAUGGCAUUGAUUGUCGGUCGCUAGUUCGAGACAAUUAUAAAAAGGGGAACAUCGUUGAAAUCCUUCAAUAUUUUGAGUCUUGAAAAUGAAGAAAGAUAAUGUACACACGUUUAGUUUUUAUUUAAUUAGAAAAAUGAAAUGUCCUUUUGUAAAUAUUUCGUUAUACAAUUGUAAAAGUUACUCUGAAUUCUAAUCACCUUGAUUUGUAUGGGACUAACCGACUGUCUAGUCGAAUGCGCGUUUCUCUUAUUGUGAUUUAGUUGUUAUUUGAUGCUCACUAAAUGCAAAUUCUUGUGACUACAAGAGGCAAUCAUACCCACGAGAACAUACUACAAACAAACAAAAAACUUGGCUCAAGUUGACCUGAAUGUCGUUGAACCCGGAAGAGUUGAUAGUGAAAGCCUUUCUUUUAAAAUUGUUGACCUGAAAUCAGAAAUCAUCCCCAAGGUCCGCCACUUUUACUUGAUAUACCGUUUACAUUUCUUGACCUUUCUCUGGAGGUGUCGCUGACCGC
Daphnia pulicaria is the source of this 2052-nucleotide messenger RNA. RefSeq names its product ankyrin repeat domain-containing protein 50-like. Gene Ontology annotation, molecular function: protein binding. The transcript has 2 exons. NCBI's taxonomy places the organism in Eukaryota, Metazoa, Arthropoda, Branchiopoda, Diplostraca, Daphniidae. The record is from RefSeq and is a predicted model, not a curated record. Bases 110 to 1621 code for a protein of 503 amino acids.